This is a messenger RNA of Verruconis gallopava, 1329 nucleotides long. RefSeq lists its product as uncharacterized. The coding region runs from base 311 to 1081 and encodes 256 amino acids. Lineage: Eukaryota; Fungi; Ascomycota; Dothideomycetes; Venturiales; Sympoventuriaceae. The transcript has a single exon. The record is from RefSeq and is a predicted model, not a curated record.
CACGCCUGAGCUUGUGUGUCAUAGAGCCAUCGUCGGGCUUUUGAGCGGGCGAGGAAGUUCGCUGUGGCUUCGAAAAUGAAACAUUUGACGUUGUGUGCACCCGCAGAAUCUGUCGUCGCGGCGCGUUGCAGGCAGCAGAACUGUAAGACGACAUCUGGCAACAUCCAGAUGAAUUUAGUGUAGGCAACAGCAUUAAAAAGGGCUUCGGCAUGGUUGAUUAUAAGAGCUCGAGGUCAUCAUCAUGAUGGCCGACAUACGUACCACUCACUUCUCACUGACUUCACAGUUCUAUUGAGGACCAAACUUGAGGAUGACUGACGCAAGGUCAACUGGAGCGGGAUUGCCCCACAUUCAUCUUCUCUGUCUCACGACGACGGUUUCAGACACCUUCGGCGAAGCCGCGAAGAAGUAUUUUCCCGACCUCAAUUCUCACGUGGAAAUCACGGUCCAUCACGGCAGGCUGAACACGCUUCCGGAAUCUCUGAGAUGGGACGCGAUUGUUUCGCCGGCGAACUCAUACGGAAGACUCGAUGGCGCAUUCGAUGACGCGAUCUCCUGCGCCCUAAGUCCGCCAAACGAUUACGACUGGACCACCCGCAAAGCGCAGAAGGUGUUGUACGAGAAAUGGAAGGGGUUUGCGCCGCCAGGGACCUGCACAGUGGUGCCGCUCGAGGACGAGGAGGAAAUGCAUUCUGAUGAAGCGUUGGACGUCCUGCGAAGAAGUAGACCUCCAAGGCUGCUUCCCUGGGGCGUCAAAUAUCUUCUCCUCUGCCCGACGAUGCGCGUCCCCCAGGAGGUAACGUGGGAUCGCGAAGUCGUAUAUGAGUGCAUUUGGUCUCUCCUCUGCGCCAUAGAGGAACACAACAAGCGCGCCCGUCAAGAGUCAAAGAUCACAAGUAUUCUUAUGACACCGCUGGCCACUGGUGUGGGUCAUGUACCGUAUCAAAGAUGGGCAGAACAAUGCGUCCUAGCUAUUCGAGACUGGCUGGCUUCAUCGCGCGAUCCAGCAAAGUGGUCGAACCUGUCAUGGCAUCAGAUCUACGAGGACACCAGAGAUGUUCAAGAGACUUGGCAAGGAUAAAUCGAAUAGGGUAAUGUUGCAUGGCUGUACCUAGCGACUGCCAUGGUGGAUGGUGAACAACCAACCCCACAGUCUAACACUAUCUUGGCGUGGCAACUUUUGAGGCCAGAGUUUGGACAGACAACACACAAAAAUUUUCAAUGCGUACUUGAAUGCCUACCGCUGGAGAAUAAAGGUAUACUUGUGUCCGUAUACAAAGGCCACACAUGUCUAGUUUCUGCGUCUAAAAAUUUACUUCUUUCUUGAAA